AUGGCCGCGCUCACUCAGACGCGAAGCCAUAGUGGCCACAAACAUAGCCAUACUCACCACCACGAUAAUGUUUACUUAACUUCUCAAAAUAAGAAUGAUGCUGGAGUGCGCAUUACUCGAAUUGGUCUCUAUUCCAACCUUGGUAUGGCAAUUGCGAAAGGAGUUGGUGGUUAUGUAUUCAAUUCCAAAGCUAUGGUAGCAGAUGCAGUUCACAGCUUGACUGAUCUCGCCUCCGACAUCUUAACACUAGCGACCAUCUCAUGGAGUUUAAAACCACCAACCGACAAAUUUCCAGCUGGCUUUGGAAAAAUUGAGAGUCUGGGAUCAUUGGGCGUAUCGAGCAUGCUUCUAUUUGGGGGUAUCUGGAUGGGUUAUGGUAGUCUCCUAACACUUUACGGACAUUUCUUCCUCGAUCCUGCAGCAGCAGCGGAUUUAUUGACACAUGCUCACUCACACGGCCACGGCCACGAUCAUGGCGGUGAUGCCAUUCCAAGCAUCCACGCUGUUUGGUUAGCUGCCGGCACAGUUGCCAUCAAAGAAUGGCUGUAUCAUGCUACCAUGAAAGUUGCCCGCGAGCGCAAAUCCUCCGUUCUUUCGUCGAAUGCGAUCCACCACCGAGUUGACAGUCUUACGGGCAUUGUAACCCUCGGAGUGAUCCUGGGUGCCAAUAUUUUCACGAACGCGGGCUGGUUAGAUCCUGUUGGUAGUUUACUCAUCUCCUUAAUGGUAGUGAAGGCUGGGGCCGAGAACACAGUGUCGUCCCUUUUCGAACUCGCAGACCGAAGCAUUGAAGACGAAGUCAAGGUCUCAGUGCAGAAGCAGGCUCGAGCUGCUUUCGAGACAAUAAUAAAUGGAUCAGAGAUCGAGCUUAGGGAUGUCACAGGUGUCAAAUCAGGGCAAAACUAUCUGGUGGAUCUCGAGGUAGCUGUGCCGAGAGGGUGGGCCAUCGAAACACUUGGCAAUGCUGAACAGCAAAUCCGAGAACGUGUUGGUGGCAAGGUUCGUGGUGUUCGCCGAGUGCGCGUCCGUUUCGUAUCACAGGACGUCACUGUAGAGAAGUUCGACGAAUUUAUCCCUGGUGAUGUCAGCCCUCGAUCGAGCCCUGAGCCUGAGGAAGACGAGAACAAUCACAACCACAACCACAAUCAUAACCACCAUAACGGCAAUGGGGAUCAUAAAUCGAAAUGA
Annulohypoxylon maeteangense is the source of this 1188-nucleotide messenger RNA. Its product is annotated as cation efflux family-domain-containing protein. The transcript is spliced from 2 exons. Gene Ontology annotation, cellular component: membrane. The record is from RefSeq and is a predicted model, not a curated record. The coding region runs from base 1 to 1188 and encodes 395 amino acids. Lineage: Eukaryota; Fungi; Ascomycota; Sordariomycetes; Xylariales; Hypoxylaceae. Gene Ontology annotation, biological process: transmembrane transport; monoatomic cation transport. Gene Ontology annotation, molecular function: monoatomic cation transmembrane transporter activity.